CAAUAUCGUGUAGAAUUGUUUGUGAAGAAUCUAGGGAUGUAUAUAGCCAUAAAACCGUGAAAUUACUCCAGCAACAGCAGGGAAUAUGGGAAUUACACUGUGUAAAACAGAUACAAUAAUUGAAAAGAAUCGCUUGUUUAUCUGCCAUGUAGGACGCAAAUUAGACAUGUUUGAAGGAUGAGGCGCGUUUGAUAUCCCACGAUGAGCCACCCGGCAAGAGCAGCUUGUUACUAUUACAUGUACAUUACGAGAAUCAGGGAAACGGAUUUAACUAUCGAGUCAAAGUUUUUUUCUAGAAAAAGCAAAGGAAAAAACAAAAGACCCGACUAUAGAUGUUCUUUCAAGCGGGAUUUGGAAACGUGCUAUUUCACACGCUCAGUUAAGGUGCAGAACACACUCUCGUGUUUGUUGUCAAGACAAAGUUGACGUUACCAUCCGACCAGGUCGAUUCAAAUGGAUUUUGAAAUAUUUAGGAGCCAUUAGGCGUAUUUCUAAGUGCAGAUCAAAAUCCAAUCGCAGGACUCACCGGCAUGGUACAUUAUGGAAAUUACCUGCGCAUAGAUAUAUAUAUAAGUUGGUAUUCCGCGUUCACAACACUUAGCAUCGGCAGACAGUGCUUGCAAUUAUCAGUCUGUGAUGUCCCAACACAUUGUGAUCGGUUGUUGGUUUCACAUGUGUAACUGAAUAUGGGCAAUAGAAGCAACAGUUAUAACACGGGCCUUGAAGAAGAAAGAAACAAAAUUGACGGUUUCGUGAAUAAUUAUACUAGAGGCUUUUUCAACGUUACAAUAAGUUCCAAUAGCACUGAAUACCAUGAUGGCGAGCGAAAUGACGAUAAGGUUUCGACAGAAGGGCUUAUCCUCGUCUCUCUCAUCCUCUGGAUUUUCAUCCUCAUUGGCAUCGCGGGAAACCUCAUGGUCAUCUACGGCGUGUUGUCGGAUAGGAAGAUGCGAGCGUCCGUUACCAACUUAUUCAUCAUUAAUCUGGCUGUGGCAGACUUCAUCAUCUUGGCCUUGGGCAUACCGGACACGGUCCUGUUCAGCAUUGACCAGGGGUAUCUCCUUGGCGUGGUUGCCUGCAAGGGGUUAAGAUACGGUAUAGUACUCAGCUGGUAUGCUUCAGUGAUGAACCAGAUCGCUCUCUGCAUUGAAAGGUACAUUGCCAUAGUUCAUCCCCUAAAAGCCAAUAUACUGUGCAACCGACGUAACACCUUGAUUGGAAUCGCCUGUAUUUGGCCAUUGUCAGCUGCAUUCGCAAUUCCCAUUCCCAUUUUUAACGUCAUUGGCACCCCUCCUAACGCAACUGAUGCGAAAUGUGCUACAAGGUUCCCGGGCAAUCAUGGCAGCAUUUUUUCUGCCUGGAAGUAUGCGGAAAUGACAUUGUGGUACAUUGUGCCGAUGGUGAUUCUUAUUGUGCUGUACACUAUAGUAGGGCAUAGGCUUUUUGCUGGGGCGGAGGAACUUCAUGGCGGCCGAAAAGACAAAGGGGAGUCGGAUGCACUGAAAGCAAGACGAGGGGUCAUUAAGAUGCUGGUUGCUAGCGUAGUGCUCUACUUAAUCAGUUAUUCUCCUAUACAGGGGAUGUUAAUUUAUACUACAUUUCGACCGUUUCCCCUUCACAAGAGGUGGAUGUGGCACGCCUUCGUGAUCAGCCUGGUCUACGUCAACUCAGCUGCGAAUCCCAUCCUCUACUCUAUCUUCAGUCAAAAUUUUCGUCGCCGAUUCCAGCGCAUGGUUUGUUUCUGCAGCACGAAGUACAGAGCGGCGCGCUCUCUCAGCACUGCGGGGUCGUCCUGUUCUCAGACCGUUGGCCAAUGUCCUUCAAACGCAACCAAGUACAGCCUGGUGCAUUUGAACAGGGGUCAUUCCGAAGCUUAGAUGCGGCGA
This is a messenger RNA of Lingula anatina, 1886 nucleotides long. RefSeq names its product neuropeptide receptor 15-like. The record is from RefSeq and is a predicted model, not a curated record. Gene Ontology annotation, cellular component: plasma membrane. Gene Ontology annotation, biological process: G protein-coupled receptor signaling pathway. Gene Ontology annotation, molecular function: G protein-coupled receptor activity. Lineage: Eukaryota; Metazoa; Brachiopoda; Lingulata; Lingulida; Lingulidae.